AUGGUUGAGAGCAUAUACGAGGCUGAUGUUGUUGUUGCUCAGACCAACGUGCAAGGUAUGGAGCGGGAGUGGGUUAGGAAGGCUAUGUCGGCCUUCCAACGGCAGCUCAAAGAGCCCGACCAUGUUUGGAUAAGGCGCCCAGAGGCCCGCAAGCAGUUCGGACUGUCGGACUGUGACCUCGACGACCUGGCAUCCUUCCACAAGCAGAACCCAUACGAGUCGGAUGAACAGUCGUGGACCCUCUACCGGUUGCCUGAUGUUAUACAGUGUGCUAGGAAGAAGUACAAGUCCGAGGAGACCAUGGCGAUCCGCUACAAGCACUACCUCGAGUCGGAAGCACACAAGAGUCGUCAUAGGCUCAACAUCUACGGCAUGGAUGAUGUAUGGGACGACUCAGCUGAGGAGGCAGAGGCUACCCCUUCUCUAGCAAUAUGGAGGAAAUGGUCGGCGAGUGACAAGGCCAUCAGUGGUGCCGCGAGUGUGUGGCAGGGUCUGCUCUCCAAUGUUGGUAUUGCUAGCAUAAAGUUCAUAGUGUGGAUCUCGACGGGGAGCAGCGCUGUAUUCGCCGAUCUGAUGCAUUCUGGAGCUGAUGUUGCCAAUUAUGGGUACCGGUAUAGCUCGCUGCUGGCUAGUUUUGGGAAGGGACGAGAUAUACAUCAUCCAUACGGAUAUGGUCGGCAACGUAACAUUGCGGCUGACAGGUCUUUUUUCAUCCUCACUGCAGUGGGUGGUAUGAUACCGAUGUACACGGCAACCAAAGACCUAUUCUCGCAUUACUAUAGCAGUAUGAUGGUGUCGUCACUGCCCGCCACAACGGCUACUUCUACGGCUCUUGGUGGGUCGAUGCUGGGCUUGGGCUCAGGCAUAGCUCUACCGGUUGGGAUGUUCCUCGUAUCGGCGUCCUUGGAGGCACUUGCGCUGAACGAAGCAUAUCGAGAGCUCCGCCAGCAGAAUGUGGCCCUCUCUGAGGCGAUUCGAUCUGGAGCCGACGUCAUGCCAGUCGCGACGUUUCUGGAGGCUGGCAGUGGUAUCCUUGGUGCUGCGAUAGGGAUAGUGGGAGUGGUACGUGCCCCUAUCGCUUGUCUCUGCCCUUCCCUAGAGGCUCGUUCAGGCACACAGCUUCUGCUUGGGGCGACCCUCCCAAGUGAUGAAGUUGAGAUGGUUAUUCGAUCACUAGAGGCCGACCCAGUAGUUGUCGGAGUCUAUGAUGUUAAGACGGAGCUGGUUGGCACGACGACAGCUCGAUUCAAGGCUGAAGUUGAGUUUAACGCAGAAGCAGUGACGAGGCGUCGGUUGAAGAUAACCCAGGCUAACGAGGCCGUGACGAGCCCAGGGCCGACGUAUCGGGCGCUCUGGCCGUACGGAAGGGCAUCGUUACAUUUCAAAGUGUUGUCAUAUUUCAAGCAACGCAAGAAGAAGAGUGCUCCUUCCGCACCCCCAUGCAUUCACAGUCUUAAGGACGAGUAUACCCUGCCGGCGGUCCUGCGGACAAAUAAAGGACUUGUUCGUGGAGUGUGGUUGUCAUUCGAGGCACUUGAUUGGUUCACGCCCCUCCCUAGAGGAUCAGGGGAGCUGAGAGAUCUCCUCAUCACAGCCUUUGACUUGGAGAAGAUCGCCACUUUCAGAGCCGGUAUGGACAUUAACCCUCAAGUGGAGCGGAUAGGGCAGGGGAGUUACUGCCAAGUGGUGGCUGACGACUCUGUGGCUUUGCGAAGGAUGUCAUCGAGAGAGACUGAACGACUGCAGUUGCGGUUCCCCGAGAUGAUGAUGAGGGCUGCCGACCUCGGAGUUACCGGACGUGUGUACGGCUAUGGUUGGUGUCGUCAGCAUAUGGGCGGUCGAGAUCACAGUAUGUGCCUCGUACAGGAGAGACUAGUCCCUGUCGAAAGCCUCUCGGAGAUAGAUGAGGACCAGCUGUUUGAAGUGGUCACUAAGCUUUCUAUAUUGACCUUUCAUAACGAUCUUAAGUUGGACAAUAUUAUGAAAGAUCCUCGAGAUGGCUCGUUGAAGCUGAUAGACUUCGAUUUGGUCUCGCCGGACUGUCUCGUCAUCCCCGUUACAGCAUCACAGAAUAUCAUCAUCAACUGCAAGGAGGAUUUCCCCAACUUCUCUGAGAACGCGGUAGAGUUCAGAGCAUAUUAUGACUACUUCACAUUCUCUCUCACAUUAUCGGGUGCCUCACAGCUAUACACUUUAGUGCUCAAUAGACUCAUUGCUCUGGGCAGAAGUCUCAAGCCGUUCCUCGAAGGAGUAGUUGCAGUGUUAUCGACCGGUCAGUUAGCCGCGCCGCCUUUUGAAGCCCUGGUGAGGGAGAAAAGUAUCAACGCUGUCACUGUGAACAUUUUCGACCUGUAUGGCAACGCGGUUGCUCACGGUAUGAACGAGCCGCCUGAGGGGGCAUUCCAAUUGAUCGAGUCCAACGGCGUGUACGCUUUCCGUGAAGAGUGA
Messenger RNA from Perkinsus marinus ATCC 50983, 2448 nucleotides. RefSeq lists its product as hypothetical. Gene Ontology annotation, biological process: transmembrane transport; zinc ion transport. Gene Ontology annotation, cellular component: membrane. The record is from RefSeq and is a predicted model, not a curated record. The transcript has 14 exons. The coding region runs from base 1 to 2448 and encodes 815 amino acids. Gene Ontology annotation, molecular function: monoatomic cation transmembrane transporter activity. NCBI's taxonomy places the organism in Eukaryota, Perkinsozoa, Perkinsida, Perkinsidae.